AGAGGGCCGCCGCCCAGUAGUAGGCUCUGUGUUAGCCAGCCGAGCUGCGGUUUCUGCGGGGUGUGAGUGAGUCCGGGCCCGGUCCCCUCUCCCGCCGCCGCCAUGGGCUGCACGUUGAGCGCCGAAGACAAGGCGGCGGUGGAGCGGAGCAAGAUGAUCGACCGCAACUUGCGGGAGGACGGGGAGAAAGCGGCCAAAGAAGUGAAGCUCCUGCUACUCGGUGCUGGAGAAUCUGGUAAAAGCACCAUCGUGAAACAGAUGAAAAUCAUUCAUGAGGACGGCUAUUCAGAGGAAGAAUGUAAACAAUAUAAAGUAGUUGUCUACAGCAAUACUAUACAGUCCAUCAUUGCAAUCAUAAGAGCCAUGGGACGGCUAAAGAUUGACUUUGGAGAAGCUGCCAGAGCAGAUGAUGCCCGGCAGUUAUUUGUUUUAGCUGGCAGUGCUGAAGAAGGAGUCAUGACUCCAGAACUAGCAGGAGUGAUUAAACGGUUAUGGCGAGACGGUGGGGUGCAAGCUUGCUUCAGCAGAUCUAGGGAAUAUCAGCUCAAUGAUUCUGCUUCAUAUUACCUAAAUGAUUUGGAUAGAAUAUCCCAAAGCAACUACAUUCCAACCCAGCAAGAUGUCCUGCGGACGAGAGUGAAGACCACAGGCAUUGUGGAAACACAUUUCACCUUCAAAGACCUAUACUUCAAGAUGUUUGAUGUAGGUGGCCAAAGAUCAGAACGAAAAAAGUGGAUUCACUGUUUUGAGGGAGUGACAGCAAUUAUCUUCUGUGUGGCCCUCAGUGAUUAUGACCUUGUUCUGGCUGAGGAUGAGGAGAUGAACCGAAUGCAUGAAAGCAUGAAACUGUUUGACAGCAUUUGUAACAACAAAUGGUUUACAGACACUUCAAUCAUUCUCUUCCUCAAUAAGAAAGAUCUUUUUGAGGAAAAAAUAAAGAGGAGUCCAUUAACUAUCUGUUAUCCAGAAUACACAGGUUCCAAUACAUAUGAAGAAGCAGCGGCUUACAUUCAGUGCCAGUUUGAAGAUCUGAACAGAAGAAAAGAUACCAAGGAGAUCUACACUCACUUCACCUGUGCCACAGACACCAAGAAUGUGCAGUUUGUUUUUGAUGCUGUUACAGAUGUCAUCAUUAAAAACAACUUAAAGGAAUGUGGACUUUAUUGAAGAGUGUGGAUGUUAAUAAAAGUUAUUACAGUGUGGAGUGUUGAGACCAGACUUCUUUUGCUGUCUCAUUGGGCAGCUGCAAGCAUGAUCGGGACCAGGGAAUGGCAGCAGCAUGCAGAAUCUUAGCACUCUUUAGCACAGUCUUCUGUAUUAGGAAACUCUUAAUUGACACGAGAUGCUAAAGUCAUACCUUGGAAUUGGAACAACUGUAAAGUAUGAUUCAGUCAUCAAGAUGUCACUUGGAUUUCAUAAUCUCAAAUGUUUAGGGCAGAUGUGAAGUUGAGGUGCUGCAUUCCAGAACUUCAAUAUGUAGCUUACUCUUUUUAUUUCCCUUCUUAAAAAACCACCAGUAAUUUUUAAAGUUUUUUUUUCAUCAAGAGAAGAAUAACUUUACUAAAUUUUAUUUCUUUGUUUGCAAAAGAGUCUUGAUUAAAACACAGUCUUAACUAUGCACACGAUGUGACCAGCUCAUCUUGAAAAUAUUCCUCUUAGUAGGAACUCUUUGUUUUUAACUCUUGGUAUGGUCCAAAUAUAAUAUUUCCAUAAUUACUUAAUUCUUUACAGUUAUUGGGGCUAUAAUUAUAACUUUUUUGGGUGAAAUUUAUGUUACUGUCCUGUUCAAAGUACCAUUAUGGUUCUAAAUGGUGAUUACAUUGGAGAGUUCUGUAAUAAGAUUCUAGCUCUCUCUUUUUGAAGUUUAUGGCUGAAAGUUACCUGGUUUAUGCUGAUUACCAAAUUACUAGAUAAAUGCUGAUGUAGUAUGAUAAAAUCAACUUCUUGGAUAUGGACACACUUGGGGGCAGCUGCCAAUUAGAAAUGCAAAUUGCUAAAUUUCAAACAGAACCAGUGACUUUGCUGCUACAUAUCUACUAAAUUGGCCACUUUGAUUCUUGCUUGUUUGUGUCAGUCAGAGGGAGUUCUGUAAAAGAUGCCCCUUGUUUUCCAUCUUCCAUGGCUUUUUCUGUUGGGAAAUUUCUAAAGUGUAUUAACAGUGCAUGCUUUUACUUUGUAAAUGUGGUGCCAAAUCCCUGUUUGCCAUUGUUUUUAUUGUAGCAAUGUUAAUUGUAGUAAUCCUUAGUCAGUAUCUUCUUUUGCUGAAACUGUUGCAUUUUGGGACUUUUUUCCACUUUGUCGUGUGUACAGAUUUUAAUCUGUUAUAGUUGGCAGCAGUAUUAAAAUGGUGAGUAAAGAGUC
This is a messenger RNA of Diceros bicornis minor, 2361 nucleotides long. It is a transcript of the gene GNAI3, whose product is annotated as G protein subunit alpha i3. Bases 103 to 1167 code for a protein of 354 amino acids. Gene Ontology annotation, molecular function: G-protein beta/gamma-subunit complex binding; G protein-coupled receptor binding; GTPase activity. Gene Ontology annotation, cellular component: heterotrimeric G-protein complex. The transcript has 9 exons. Gene Ontology annotation, biological process: adenylate cyclase-modulating G protein-coupled receptor signaling pathway. The record is from RefSeq and is a predicted model, not a curated record. NCBI's taxonomy places the organism in Eukaryota, Metazoa, Chordata, Mammalia, Perissodactyla, Rhinocerotidae.